Messenger RNA from Polypterus senegalus (gray bichir), 839 nucleotides. Its product is annotated as protein TBATA-like. The transcript is spliced from 8 exons. The record is from RefSeq and is a predicted model, not a curated record. Bases 1 to 702 code for a protein of 233 amino acids. Lineage: Eukaryota; Metazoa; Chordata; Cladistia; Polypteriformes; Polypteridae.
AUGUCUGGUGUCCCUGGUGUCAAUGAUGCCCCUGUCUGCUCGGUGAACGACGACUGCUUGUUUCUGACCAUGCCAUGCCACCUCGAGAAGUCCGGACUGGCCAGGAGUUACCUCAUGAUGAUGUCCCCUUCCACAGCCCUGGGCAGCGAGUACGCCUGCUGCUCCUGGAAGCCUGCGAUGGCAUCGGGCCCUGCAGCGGUGACAGCCACUGGCCUCCCGGUGUUACACGUGGGGCUGCAGUUGUGGAGAGAAGAACUGAGAAAUCUGACAGCGAGAGCGGGGCUGGGGACAGCGGCAGAGAAGAGGAAGGUGACGCUGCUGGAGCAGGGCGGUCAGCAGCUGGCCGGGCGAGUGACCUCCACAGGCAGGCUUCGUGAAGACCAGCGCCGCCGGAGUGAGGAGCUGCUGGUCCUCGACUUGCUGUGCCAGAUUUUACACACCGACUCCCUGACCGCGGUCCAGACGUGGCUUCUCACUGCGAGUGACACAGAAAAAGACAAAGUGCUCAGUUUGAUCCACCGUGUGACGAGUGGUUGCCAGCCUGAGGUUCAGCCCACCCAGAGUGAGGAGCAGAAGCUUCCGGCGAUUGCAGUGCCCUGCACUUCAUCUGACUUGCCAACUACACCAGUGAAAAGCCAGAAGAAAGUAAGGAUCUCCAGUCCCGCACAGAAAAAGCCGAGAGACUUGAACCCUCCAACCUAGUCCGAGUCAGCAGACCAGGCAGCUGGAAGCUGGGCACGCAGACCUGUGUGGCCGUGAGCUACGAGAGGCAAAUCAAAUACAGAAUACAAGAGACUGGCCCUGCAGUUUGAACGACUUGGCACAAAUAAAAAUAUCUG